Anopheles merus is the source of this 1219-nucleotide messenger RNA. Its product is annotated as titin-like. The record is from RefSeq and is a predicted model, not a curated record. The transcript has 4 exons. Lineage: Eukaryota; Metazoa; Arthropoda; Insecta; Diptera; Culicidae. Bases 83 to 1147 code for a protein of 354 amino acids.
CUGUCGGCAUGGAUCAAGCAUCAUCCAACAAGCGAACGUUGUACGGUGCAGCUGAUCAGCAGUAUACUUGGAAAGGCAAAACAUGAAGGCGUUCAUUGUGUUCUCUGUGGUCCUGGCCCUUGCCAGCGCGGGUGCAGUCGAAAACUCCAACAAGGAAAAGCGCGGACUGUGGGAGGUUGAGUCGGGACAUGACUCGUACGAAGCCUACGGCCAGCAUCAUCAACCAUUGAACUAUGGAUACACCAAGAAGGAGAUCAUCACAAAGAAGGUCCCAGUUCCCUAUCCAGUAGAGGUCGAGAAGCACGUUCCAGUUCCGGUGAAGGUCCCGUACCCGGUGAAGGUCGAGAAGGAGGUCCCAUUCGUGGUUGAGAAGAAGGUCCCGGUUUACAUCGAAAAGAAGGUUCCAGUGCACGUGGACCGCCCGUACCCGGUGGAAGUGAAGGUUCCAGUUGAGGUCCCAGUUUACAAGAAGGAGUAUGUCGAGGUCCCGAAGCCAUACGCAGUUCAUGUCGAGAAGCCUUACCCAGUGUACGUGAAGCAGCCCGUCUACGUCGAGAAGCAGGUUCCAGUGACCGUCCACAUCAAGGAGCACCACAAGAAACCGUACUGGGACGCAUCAUCUGCGUUCAUUGUGUUCUCCAUGGCUCUGGCCAUCGCAUGCGCGGCUGAUACCGAUGCAGCCAAGAAGGAAAAGCGUGGACUGUGGGAGGAAUCCUAUGACAACUAUGGCUACGACAACUACGGACUGGGCUACUCCGAUUAUGCCGAGAAGGAGGUGAAGCACAUCGUCACGAAGAAGGUCCCGGUGCCGUACCCAGUGGAGGUCGAGAAGCACGUUCCAGUCGAGGUGAAGGUCCCGUACCCAGUUGAGGUCGAGAAGAAGGUCCCGGUCGUCAUUGAGAAGAAGGUCCCGGUGUACGUGGAGAAGAAGGUCCCAGUCCAUGUUGAUCGUCCAUACCCAGUUGAGGUGAAGGUCCCAGUUCAUGUCCCGGUCUACAAGAAGGAGUACGUCGAGGUCCCGAAGCCGUACGCAGUUCAUGUCGAGAAGCCUUAUCCAGUCUACGUCAAGCAGCCCGUCUACGUCGAGAAGCAGGUCCCAGUGACGGUGCACAUCAAGGAACAUCACAAGAAGCCGUACUGGGGUUGAAAAGCUUCUGUAAAACGUUUUGAAAUGAUUUUAUGAGACGAAUGAUGCCAAAAAUAUAAUUCUUUACCUGAA